AUGUCUGCAUCAAGACUGUUCCGUCCUGCAAGAAGACUGUUGUCACAGCGAACUACUGUGUCAUCCUCUAUAAGACCUUCCUUUAGGAGAGUUGCACCAGCCUCCAUCCCCUCAGUAAGGAGCUAUGCUUCGGAAUCCAACCAGACAUUUACUGUCCGUGAUGCUCUCAACGAAGCCCUUGCCGAAGAGCUCGAGCAAGACGAUAAGGUGUUCAUUCUAGGAGAAGAGGUCGCUCAAUACAAUGGCGCAUACAAGGUCACCAAAGGUUUGCUCGACCGAUUUGGUCCUAAGCGAGUCAUUGACACCCCCAUCACCGAGUCCGGCUUCUGCGGCUUGGCUGUCGGUGCUGCACUAGCAGGUCUCCAUCCUGUGUGCGAGUUUAUGACCUUCAACUUUGCAAUGCAAGCCAUCGAUCAAAUUAUCAACUCCGCAGCAAAGACGCACUACAUGUCCGGUGGCAUUCAGCCAUGCCCAAUUGUUUUCCGCGGACCGAAUGGUUUCGCCGCUGGUGUUGCUGCACAGCAUUCACAAGACUAUUCGGCCUGGUAUGGCAGCAUCCCUGGUUUGAAAGUCGUGACACCCUGGAGCGCAGAGGAUGCCAAGGGCCUUCUCAAAGCUGCUAUUCGCGACCCCAACCCUGUAGUCGUGUUGGAAAACGAACUUCUUUACGGUCAAUCCUUCCCCAUGAGUGCAGAGGCUCAAAAGAACGAUUUCGUAAUCCCGUUUGGCAAGGCGAAGAUCGAGCGACCGGGCAAAGAUCUCACCAUUGUCACCCUCUCCCGAUGUGUUGGCCAGUCCCUCGAGGCCGCGGAAGUGUUGAAGAAGAAGUACGGCGUGGAUGCAGAGGUCAUCAACCUCCGGUCUAUCAAGCCAAUGGAUGUGGAGGCCAUCAUCAAAUCAGUCCAGAAGACGGGCCAUUUACUCGCCGUUGAGUCGGGAUUCCCUGCGUUCGGAGUGGCCUCGGAGAUUCUCGCACUGGCGGUCGAGUAUGGAUUCGAUUAUCUACAAGCACCCCCUGGGCGAGUGACGGGUGCGGAGGUGCCGACUCCCUAUGCCCAAAAGCUUGAGGAAAUGAGCUUUCCUCAGAUCGACACUAUCACCAACUAUGCUGCCAAACUCCUGAAGGUGUAA
Molecule: messenger RNA, 1131 nt
Organism: Exophiala aquamarina CBS 119918
Lineage: Eukaryota; Fungi; Ascomycota; Eurotiomycetes; Chaetothyriales; Herpotrichiellaceae
Product: pyruvate dehydrogenase E1 component subunit beta
Exons: 4
Coding region: 1-1131 (376 amino acids)
Biological process (GO): pyruvate decarboxylation to acetyl-CoA
Molecular function (GO): pyruvate dehydrogenase (acetyl-transferring) activity
Source: RefSeq, a predicted model, not a curated record